Messenger RNA from Sphaerulina musiva SO2202, 754 nucleotides. RefSeq lists its product as uncharacterized. Gene Ontology annotation, biological process: regulation of vasoconstriction. Gene Ontology annotation, cellular component: extracellular region. Bases 59 to 451 code for a protein of 130 amino acids. Lineage: Eukaryota; Fungi; Ascomycota; Dothideomycetes; Mycosphaerellales; Mycosphaerellaceae. The record is from RefSeq and is a predicted model, not a curated record. The transcript is spliced from 2 exons.
UCAUACCAGAAGGUUAGCUUUACUCCAUCGACAUCCCCCAAGACUGUAUCCAGACAUCAUGCUUCUCUCGCAGUACGUCUUGCUAGCCGCGGCCUUCGGCUCUAGACUUGUAACUUCGGAGUUCAUCAAUGCAGAAUGCAAGACCGACGACGACUGCCAAAAACCUUGCGCGGACGCUACGAACCCUUUUACAGGCGUUUUCGAUCCUCACUGCCUAGCAAACAAUAUUACAGCAUCGCCUCCCAAAUUGUGCGACUGCUCUGUAACCUCGGACGAUGGAUGUCUGACGUUCUGUGUCGACAUGUGGGCAAAAGAUUACCCCGGAUCAAAAAUCACUGCAGCAAGACAGUAUGGGCCCGAUAAACAAGAAUGCUGCUGUGCCGGAGUGUGUGCUGGACCCAACAAGGCGGAUUGUGAGGCCUUUGUUGGCGGCGACCCAUGUCAAGUUUAGAUGCGCCGCGUCACGACUCUUGCCGCGGUGGUUCUAGAACUAAGGUACCAGUGUGGCUUGUUGGCAUUGGCGGGCAGCGGUCUGGUACUACGCACUUCACGUUAGGAGGUAGAUUCAGUCUCGUUGGGGGAGGAAUAGAUGAAUUAUGUUUCAUCUGCAAAGAGGUGGGAAAGGGGAGAACAUGCCUACGGAGCGGCUCAUUCGUGGUAGUCGGGACCGGCAGAUGGUGGGCAUGUGAUGAUAUAGCUUACCUUCCUACUUUGUACAAGAUGUAUGCUGAAAUGGACUCCAACCUGAACCUAC